UAUAAAUCAGAUAAAAUUGCAGUUGUCGCGUUGCGCUCAUGGAACCGCGAAAUACAGACAGGAGAUCUAACAGUAUCAAGAGCUUAAAAUUAGUAAGCUUUCAGACGAACAAAGAGUGCUGAAAGUAAAUACACCGCGUAAAAUAGUGAAUUUAUUUACCAACUUUGCCUAGAUGUUUGCUUUGCAAAAUUGCUAGACAAGUUAAUUUUUUAUAAUAUGACCGACAAUGCAGUAAAAUUUUUUGUGGGCAAUAUUAUUCAUUGUCCCGCCAAACUACAAACCGAGUUGAUAGAAAAUGGAUAUGUUGCUGUUUUAAAAAAUCAGAUUAUUGCAGUUGGAGAUGCCUCUACUCUACCAAGCCAACUCGAGCAACUUGAAGCGAAUUAUAAAAUUCAAACAAUUUAUUUGCGAAAAUCACAAAUUUUAAUACCCGGAUUAAUCGAUACUCAUAUUCACGCACCUCAAUAUCCAAACGCCGGAUUGGGAUACGAUAAAACUCUUCUGGAUUGGUUGGAUUGUUAUACGUUCAAAUUGGAAAGGCAGUAUAAAGAUUUAAAGUUUGCUAAGAAGGUGUUCGACGCAAUAGUCAAAAAGACGCUUCAACACGGUACUACAACUGCCUGCUAUUUUGCGUCGCUUUUUACGGACGCUAGCCUAGUACUGGUUGACUCAGUGAUUGAAUAUGGACAAAGAGCUCUAGUUGGCAAAGUAAACAUGACACUAUCGCCAUUUAGCGAUUAUGUAGAGACUGAAGAAGAGUCAUUCCAAAAUACUCUUGCAUUUGUUAAUAAUGUUUUGUCUCGAAAAGUAGAUUUAGUUCAGCCUAUUAUUACUCCAAGAUUUGCCCUCAGUUGCAAUUUGGAACACAUGAGCGAAUUGGGAACCAUCGCUAAAAACAAUAAUCUUUUUGUUCAAACCCAUAUUUCGGAAAACGUCGAUGAAGUGGCAAUGGUUUAUGAGACAUAUGGAAUGUCCUAUGCUGAGGUUUAUGAUAAAUCUAAACUUUUGACUGAGAAGACGAUUUUAGCUCAUGGGAUUUACUUAUCCGAUGAUGAAUUGCAAUUAAUAGCCGCAAGGAAAUGUUCAAUAUCUCACUGUCCCGGAUCGAAUACGUGCCUAAAAUCUGGACUUUGUGAUGUUCGAAACAUUUUAAACUACAAUAUUAAAAUGGGAUUGGGCACAGAUGUAUCUGGAGGACCGUCUCCGUCUAUUUGUGCAGCAAUGCGAUCGGCUUUAACAACUUCAGUGCAUUUAUCUUUUAGCGAAGAAAAUUACAAGCCAUUAACCUAUACAGAUGUAUUUUAUUUGGCCACACUGGGCGGCGCUGAAGCUCUAGGAUUGGACAACAAAAUUGGAAAUUUUAGGACAGGAAAAGAAUUUGAUGCUCUUAUAGUUGAUGUAGAUGUUGACGAUACAGAAGUCGAUUAUUUACUUCCAUGCAAUCCAAUGGAAAUUUUGCAGAAAUUCGUUUACUGUGGAGAUGAUAGGAACAUUGUCAGUGUUUUUGUUGGCGGAAAACUGGUGAAGGAAGGAAAUACGAAGUUUACGUAAUAGUUGGAAAUUGUCACAGAAGUUCUAUAUGACCUACCUAAAUAUACGCACCUUACGUCAUUAAA
Dendroctonus ponderosae (mountain pine beetle) is the source of this 1616-nucleotide messenger RNA. Its product is annotated as guanine deaminase. The transcript has 8 exons. Gene Ontology annotation, biological process: guanine catabolic process. Lineage: Eukaryota; Metazoa; Arthropoda; Insecta; Coleoptera; Curculionidae. Gene Ontology annotation, molecular function: guanine deaminase activity; zinc ion binding. The record is from RefSeq and is a predicted model, not a curated record. Gene Ontology annotation, cellular component: cytosol. The coding region runs from base 217 to 1551 and encodes 444 amino acids.